AUGGGCUGGAUCCGCGCCAACAACACAGCAUCCGCAAAGCCAUUUGGCGAGCCAGAAGCCAACGAGAAGACCGAGUCAGAUGCCGAACAUAUCGAGAUAACAGAGGACGAGUCGAAUAACGACAAGGCAUACCCCAUUCUUUCCAAACGAGUACCAGAAAAGGACUUACCUACCAUACCGCCGAAAGAAGUCAAAGAAAAAGAUGGGAAGGAAGGUAGAAGACUCUGGAUCGUCAUCGACAACCUCGUCCUGGACUGCACGUCCUACGUCCGCAGACACCCCGGCGGCCAGCAAAUCAUCCAAGGCUUCGGUGGCCAAGACUGCUCGUGGCAGUGGUGGACGUUCCAUGACCGGAAGAUCUGGAACGAUAUCGCUCUGAACCUCCGCGUGGGCCGAGUGGAAGGCAUCGAAAAUCGACAUCAGAAGCCAAAGGCGUUUGUUGGGUUAAGGGGGUUUGGGUAUCAGGAAGAUUGA
Messenger RNA from Saxophila tyrrhenica, 474 nucleotides. RefSeq lists its product as uncharacterized. Gene Ontology annotation, molecular function: heme binding. The transcript has 2 exons. NCBI's taxonomy places the organism in Eukaryota, Fungi, Ascomycota, Dothideomycetes, Mycosphaerellales, Extremaceae. Gene Ontology annotation, biological process: sterol biosynthetic process. Bases 1 to 474 code for a protein of 157 amino acids. Gene Ontology annotation, cellular component: intracellular membrane-bounded organelle; endoplasmic reticulum membrane. The record is from RefSeq and is a predicted model, not a curated record.